CGACCAUUCUCAAGAAGGUAUCGGCGGGAUGGUGGACCCCCCACCCGAGGAGAUGCAUGAAUUGCAUCGCAUCUACACCCCUUCCGGCUCCAGCUCGUCUGCCUCCUCCAUGUCCUCCUCCAUGUCCUCCUCCGACCUGAACUCCAACGACAUCAACAUGAACGACAAGAUCCAGCAUGACAACAUGAACAAGCACGACGACAGCUUGGACCCGCCGCCAAGUUACAGCCCGUACCCCCCACCCCCUCAGACCAAUUCUUCUCCUCCCUCUCCCUCUCCUCCUUCGAGUAGCAGUUCUCCUUCUCCUCCUCCUCCUCCUCCUCCCCUGACUAGUCCCCCUCCCUCAACCAAUCCAUCUUCUUCUUCUUCUUCUUCUUCUUCUUCUUCUUCUCCUCCUCCUCCUCCUCCUGCAUCAGCAGCAGCGCCAGCUACUGCUGCUAGUGGUAGUGGUAAUGGUAAUAACCACCCCGAGCCCGAGCAUCGUCCUGCUCCCCAGUCAUCUUCUUUCUCUCGGCAGAACUUGGCCACCACCCUCUUCGGCUUUCUUCUUCUCCUGGUAUUUGGAUACCUCCUCAUUGCGUAUGUGGUGAUUCCGGGGUGGAAGGAGGUGGUAGGGAAAGGGAAGGGGGGGAUCGAGGAGGCCAAGAUGAGGGGUGCACAUGGUGCACAUGGCUCGAGUGAGGCACAACCCCAAUUCGACAUGGACCAAAAUAGUAGCACCGUACAAGUUCUUCCAAUGGAACUUCGUUCUCUCAAAUCAGCAGCAGCAGACGAUAAAAACAACAACGAUAACGAACUGAACGGGCGCGGCAUGACCCCCACUCAGACAGACAAAACCUACCAUGUCUCCAACAGACAUGUAGUCCCGCAGUUGGCGGGCACCGCAGUCCCCAAGGGAAUCAGUGCCGAGGAACUAGUCAGUUACAAGCCGGAAGAUUGGAUGCAGGCUGCUAGCGGGUUUGCGGUUCAAGAUCACCAGGAUACAACUUCCUCUUCUAACGAUGACGGAGCAGCAGCAGCCCUGAGAAGAAGAAGUCUUCAAGCGGGUGGUGUUGCUCGUUUGCGUCGUCGUCGUCAUCGUGGUGUCCCCGAACAGCCAGCUGAUGAUGAACCAAAGUUGAAGCAACAAUUAUUCCAGCUUGGAUCAGGGGGUUGGUUGACUUUGACGCCUACUGGCACUGCUGCUGCUUCCCUUCCUACUGGUACUUUGUCUGCGUCCGAUCACCAGCAUCACGGUCUCGAUAGCGGACUCAAGAAAGAAGAGAAAGAAGAAGAGGUGCCUCCGCGUGAAGAAAUGGUGGAGGUAACCAAAACCAGGGGCAGAAGAACCAUCCACCCUAAAAUCCCGGUGCCAAUCUCCGCUUUGCAUCCGUCUGCCUCUACUGCUGCUGCUGUGGACAAUGUUUCCACGGACGAUGGAAGGCUGGGGCUGUUAACGACUUGGCAUGAUCAUUUGCCUGUUGUUCCACCUUCCUUAACACCGGCAACAGCAACAGCAAAGCCUGAAUUGUCAUCGUUGUCGUCGGACCAGCAGAAGAAUGAGAAACACCCCCACCGCUCCGACCUGGAAGCAGCUCAUCAAGAAAAGCCACCCAUGGAUGAUCGGUUUGGGAGGAUGCAGCAGGACAACAACAACAACGGUAACGCGUAUGAUAAAAGGGGUGAGUCCUGGACGAAGCCGAGGAUCCCUGUACCUGUCAGUAGAGGUACCAAGGAGGGGGCGGCUGCGGCGGGGGCGGUUGAGUCUACUCCCACUCAAACUGCUGCUGCCACUCCUACUGCUACUGCCAGCAGGGAGCCGACCUCUAAGAAGAGUUCAGGGGCGGUUACGAACUUGGAAAAGGGAGAGAAGUAUGGGACAGGAGCGGAGGGGGGGUUGCACGCAGAUAACUCGAAAAUGAUGCAGAAGGGGGGCCAAGGUGUGCCUCUUGCGGAUGGGAGGACCUACUACCCCCCUUACAAUAACAACAACGUCGACAGCGCCAACCAUUACAACAAUAACAACAACAACAACAACUUUGCUCGCCGUCGUGAUCGCGACCAGCAGUACCACGGUUGGCCUACACUCACACCACCACCACCAGGGGCACAAGGGAAAAGUAGCGCCAGCAGUAGCCGCGCAGCAGGCGGCGGCGGCGAGUGGGUGGUGGGAAAUACACCACGAAGUGGAGGCAUCCACACUCUCGGAGGUCCGGGCCGUUAUUCUGCAGCUACCGCUGCUGCUGCUACUCGUCGUCCAGCGGUGACGGCGGCGGCACCUGCUGUUGCUAACGCUGGUACAGUAAACAAGAACACACCUAGACACGCCGCCGCCGCUUCGUCGGCCUCUGCUGCCUCUGCUUCUGCCUCUGGUACUGCCAUUUCUUCCACCACUGCGGCUUUCUCGCAGCAGCAGCGCGGUGCUGGCCGUCUUGAGUACUGGCAAUAUGAAAAGAGCGAGAAGGAGGAGGAGGAGGAUGAGGGGGACAGUAGCACCAUUAGAGCCACUGUUGCUGCUACUACUACUAAUAACAUCAAGGGUAAAGGUAAAGGAAAGGGCCACCAUGGACAUGGAAGUUUCCACGCGCGCCGCUCCUCGCGACCUGCUGCACCUGUCACAGGCGUCACUCAUCGUCAUCAUCAUUCGUGGGCAAACAACAACGGCGAUGACGAGGUUAUUGAGUACGGCGGCAGCAGCAGCAGCAGCAACGCACUCAUGAAACUCCCUCGCUCGGGUGUUGUGGAGACGGGCGGUCUGAGCACCACCACUGAAGAAGAAACCGAAGGCUCCAACGCCGCCGACGGGUCUUUGGAGGAGGAGGAGUCCGAGGAUCAAUCUCAUCGCUUGUCGUCCGAGUCACCUGAGGAAGUUGAGGAGGUUCAUCACCAACGCGGUGGUGACCACAAGGCUUUGAUUUCUUUGCAUUAUCCGAAUCAAAAGGUCAAGGAGUGGUGGAAUCACUUGAUUCGGGGACGGAUUGGGGGCGGUGGUAUUGAUCAUCAUCAUAAUCGAAAGGGGCUGAAAGGGGGGGAGAAGGGGAUCAAAAUGGUGAAGGAGACUGACACGACGGACACGGCGACGGUGGGUUGUGACGAGAAGAAGAAGAAGAAGAAGGGGAUGAAGUGUGGUCUGGAGAUUGUCGUCUCCAAGACGUCUGCGAACGGCAGUUCCGUGACGGCCACUGCUUCAUUGACAGUCAAGGCCUCGCCGAAGUGGUGGACUCCUCAUCCCCAUUUGAAGACCACGAGCGUCGCCUCUGCUGCGUCUGCCUCCGCUGCCUCCGGUGCCUCUAUCCUCUCCGCCACUCCCACUCCUGCCACCCCCUCUUUCUCUCCCAGCCCAACAACUCCCACUGCCACUCCCACCCUCAUUGCUGCUCCUCCCGCCGGCGCCGUCGCCAACACCAAGUUGCCCGGCACCACCCUCAUUUCUUCCUCCCUCCCCCCCGAAAACAGUAAUGUCCCAGGGACGCCCACCACCCUUCGCAAUCCCAACCCCAACCCCAACCCCCCAAAACCCCAAUUCCCCCAAGAAAAAAGCCGCCGCGCCGUCCCACCCGACUACAACGACCCCCACCGUGGAACCAUCGUCGUCCCAGGCAUUUUGGAAAUCCACCUCACGCCCGAAGAAGCCAAGCCGGAGAUUAUGAACGCCAAGUACGACUACUGGGAGUUUAUCAUGCCGCCCGAUGUGUACUAUGUCUCGGACCAGGACUCGCCUUUUAAUCCGUACGGGCAGGCCGAGAGGAGGAGACGUAACCUGCUGCUGGAGGAAACUGGUAGAGGUACCUUGACCUCGACCGUGGAAGAGAACAAAAGAGCGGAGGACGACGCAGGGAGAGAAGGAAGGGAGGAAAGGGAACAUGGAAGAGAACACGAAAGGGAGAAAAGAGGAGGAGGAGAAGAAGAAGAAGAAGAAGAAGAAGAAGAAGUAGGGGCAGGGGCAGGGAAAAAACAUGAAAGGAGAGCAGCGGCACAAGCGCAAUGA
This is a messenger RNA of Neurospora hispaniola, 3967 nucleotides long. RefSeq lists its product as uncharacterized. Bases 29 to 3967 code for a protein of 1312 amino acids. The record is from RefSeq and is a predicted model, not a curated record. NCBI's taxonomy places the organism in Eukaryota, Fungi, Ascomycota, Sordariomycetes, Sordariales, Sordariaceae. The transcript has 4 exons.